CUUCACGGGGACGGGGGCUGGGGUGUCGCAGUUCCCCCAUGGAAGGCGAAGAAGCAGCCGCUCGUCUCAUGGAGGCUCGGCUGAGUGAUGAGGAUUCCCAAGAGCUUCCAGAAGAGGGUGAGGAUGGAGCUGAAGGAGCAGCGGCCGCGGAGGAGCUGACUGGGACUGGGGACACAGAGGAUGGUGGUGUCCCCGUGAGGAUCCUGCAGCCAGACAGGGACAUGUUGUGCUCCAGCUAUGUGGAUGGUGGAGCAGACGCCCUUCUGAAGCCCUCAACUGCCUCGAUGGACAGGCAGAGGAGCACUGAGCUCUCAGCCCUUGAUAGCUUCCCCCUGAAGCACUCGAACACGCUGACGAACAGGCAGCGCGGCAAUGAGGUCUCGGCCCUCCCAGCCACGCUGGACACGCUGUCCAUUCACCAGCUAGCUGCCCAAGGUGAGCUCAGCCAGCUGAAAGAGCAUCUUCGGAAAGGUGAGAACUUGGUAAAUAAACGUGACGAGAGAGGUUUCACGCCACUGAUCUGGGCUGCAGCCUUUGGAGAGAUCGAAACAGUCCGUCACCUCCUGGAAUGGGGUGCUGACCCCCACGCGCUGGCGAAGGAGCGGGAGAGCGCCCUGUCCCUGGCCAGCAUGGGCGGCUACACCGACAUCGUCAUCAUGCUGCUGGAGAGGAACGCGGACAUCAACAUCUACGACUGGAACGGCGGCACUCCUCUGCUCUACGCCGUGCGCGGCAAUCACGUCAAGUGUGUCGAGGCCCUACUAGGUAACGGGGAAGAUCUGCGCUUAAUCCUCGGCCUUGAGUUGUGGCUUGUUGCUCGUGGUGCCGACCUGACGACAGAAGCGGAUUCUGGCUACACCCCGAUGGAUCUGGCCGUGGCCCUGGGACACAAGAAAGUCCAACAGGUUAUUGAAAAUCACAUCCUCAAGCUAUUCCAGAACAAAGGCUUGGAGUGACAGUGUGAACCAGCGCUUCUCUUGGCUGACGCAGGGCUGUCUUCUGGGACCAACGUGGCCUGACCCAGCGGUCCCAAAACGGGCAGCAGCACAGUGCUUCUGGCAAGGAGCACGUGGAAGAAGCUGUGAAGCAACCGCCUGGCCUCGGCGGAUUUAUGCCACUCCUGGAAAGUGGCACGGCCUCGGUGCCUCGCAGCCGGGGACACUCACUCCUCAGGGCAGCUGCAUUUCUGCUCCCUCUGGGCUCAGCUGCUUCGUGCGUGCAUUCAAGUAUUGCAUUUUUGGAAGUAAACUGUAAAAGCAGC
Oxyura jamaicensis (ruddy duck) is the source of this 1261-nucleotide messenger RNA. RefSeq names its product regulatory factor X associated ankyrin containing protein (gene RFXANK). Gene Ontology annotation, cellular component: nucleus. Gene Ontology annotation, molecular function: protein binding. The record is from RefSeq and is a predicted model, not a curated record. The transcript has 10 exons. The coding region runs from base 39 to 956 and encodes 305 amino acids. NCBI's taxonomy places the organism in Eukaryota, Metazoa, Chordata, Aves, Anseriformes, Anatidae. Gene Ontology annotation, biological process: regulation of transcription by RNA polymerase II.